AAAACCGCUAUGUUCAAUGUCACUCAAUAGCAACGUCAGCAGCGGGUUAUGGUUUUGAUUUUUGUGACUUCAUUACCGUUGACCUGAAUGUAACUUUGAUAUUUAGAUUGAAUCGGUUAAACACGCAUCAAAAUGGUGCUUCUUGCUGCCGCAGUGUGCACAAAGGGCGGCAAGGCCCUGGUGUCAAGGCAGUUUGUGGAGAUGACCAGAGCUCGGAUUGAAGGAUUGCUGGCUGCCUUCCCUAAGCUGAUGAGCACUGGACGCCAACAUACAUUUGUGGAGACAGAAAGUGUCCGCUAUGUUUACCAACCUUUGGAUCUGCUCUACAUGCUUCUUAUCACCACAAAAGCUUCUAACAUUCUUGAGGAUCUUGAAACUCUCAGACUUUUUUCAAGAGUGGUUCCUGAAUAUUGCCGCAGCUUGGAUGAAAAGGACAUUUCUGACAAUGCCUUUAACCUCAUAUUUGCUUUUGAUGAGAUUGUUGCACUCGGUUACCGUGAGUCUGUCAACCUGGCACAGAUCAGAACUUUUGUUGAGAUGGACUCCCAUGAGGAAAAAGUCUUCCGAGCUGUUCGAGAGACACAGGAGCGUGAGGCUAAGACGAGGAUGAAGGAAAAGGCUAAGGAGCUUCAGCGCAAGCGUUAUGAGGAGAUGAAGCGCGGAGGUGGCAAGAGUGGCAUGGGUGGUGGCUAUGGCAGCAACGCCAGCAGCAUGGGCAACUACAACUCUGGCAACUCUGGUGGCUUCUCCAUCCCUGCUGUCCCAGACAACAUUGCUCGUGCUGCUCCUCAAUGCUUUAUCGCUGCUGUGAUCAUUCCUGAGGAGCCUCGGUCCAGCAAGGUUCCUGUAGGUGGGAAAGCUAUGAAGUUGGGCAGCCGUGCUAAGGACGUAGACAGCUUCGUGGACGCCCUCAAGAGCGAGGGCGAGCGCAUCAGCACCGCGGCUGUGGACGACAAGAGGGCGCUGCAUGUCGAGCCUGAUGUCCACACUGAGCCGGUGCACAUUCUUGUGUGCGAGGACUUGACUGUCCAUGCAGGGCGUGACGGUGGCUUACGCAACCUGGAGGUGCAGGGCAUCUUGAAGCUGCGCAUCUCCAGUGCUGAGCACGGCUUCAUCCGCGUCCAGGUUGACAACCAAGAAGAACGGGGCAUUCAACUGCAGACUCACCCCAAUGUCGACAGAGAGCUGUGGCGUGCAUGUUCUCAGGUUGGCAUGAAGCAAAGCAACAAGCCUUUCCCGGUCAACACGGACGUCGGUGUCGUCAAAUGGCGUUUCCAGACCACAGACGACGGCCAUAUUCCGCUUACAAUCAACUGCUGGCCACAAGAAGACGGCAGCGGCAACUGCGACGUGAAUAUUGAGUACACGCUUGAGGACUCAUCCCUGGAACUCAACAACGUCAGUAUCUCCGUGCCUUUGUGCUCUGGGGCGCCGCCCCCUGUUGUCAGGAACUGUGAUGGCACCAAUGAGUACGACAGGAGCCACAGCGCGCUGGUGUGGAACAUCCCGCUGCUGGAUGCCUCGACGCCCUCAGGCACUCUGGACUUCACAGCCCGCGGGUCACCUGACACCUUCUUCCCCGUCACUGUCUCCUUCACCUCCACCAAAACUUUCUGCAACCUCAAGGUUCGCGACGUAGUGAGCAUCUCGGACGGCAGCUCUGUGAACUACAGCACAGAAACGCUUCUCCGCACCACGUCUUACCAAAUCGAUUGAGCUGAUGGCAUCGCACUCUGUAUAAGGUUAUCAGAGAUAAUGUGCAGCCAAUCCAUUACCUUCCUUCACUUGGCAGGGACCUUCUAAAUACAUUAAAAUUGGUGCCCCGAAGUGUUUAAUAUGCAAUGAUUUGAUGUCAUAGCUAAAAAAAUUUGUUGGUCGACGCGCUUUAUUCUCCUGAACUUCUACAAUGAAAAUUCUAAAACUUGUUCCAGGAUGUAUUCACAAACUAAUCCGAGGAGUGAUGUCAUGGCAAUUAACAGUCGUCAACUUAUGUUUAAAGUUCAACCAUGUGGUCGAUGAAACUCAACAUUACUGAGACUGUCAUUCAAUACAAAAAGUUCAGAAAUUUAAUUGCCUCUCAACUCUGGCGACUUUUCGUCGAAUGUUUACCAGCAGGAUAAUUUUUGUUGCGCUUUACAUCUAAGAGCUUUGAACUUCAUGGGGCAGUUUUCUUUAAAUCUUAGCAGCCAUUUUUCACAUGCUAAACUAAAAAUUUUUCUCCAAAUAACGUAUUUGUUAAAUGAAGCUCUGCUUCAAUUUUUAAGUGCCUUCAGUUUCAAGAUCAGAUGACAGGUUCAUUCAUUUGGGUAUCAAUGGUAAGUUUUUAAUAUGUUAGUAGGUGGAAGGAACUCUAAUUAUUGAUGCUGCCCAUAUGUAACGAGUAAUCUUCCAUUCCUUUUUCUCUUCUGGAACUAAAUAUCGCUUGUGUCUUCAGUAAAUUCAUAAUAAAUUUUAUAACGUCACACCGCGAAAACUGUGUUUAUAAUAGUUUUUAUAAUUUAUUCAUACAUUCGAAAUUUAGUUCGUCACUGUAUUUCCAUCAGUAAUGAUAGAAGUAAUAAAAAAAAUUGAUAUUUUGUUAUUAAAUCCGCUGCCGUAAAAAGUAAAGUAAUUUCUUUUCUCUAAUUUCGAAAAAUGUAUUGCUAGUGUUCGAUCUGUUUCAGAGAGAGUUCGGUAUUAAAUUAGGUUAUGAAAUUCUUAUCAAAUUUCGUUGAACUUAUAGAGGUAAAAAUGUUGCAAUUACAUACAUGCAUUGCAGUUCAAGAUACUUUUCCAUAUAAUGAUUGUUAUUUUUGAGCAAUCUAAGGACUCAACUACUGCCUGAAUAUUGUUUCUGUUUUCAACUAUUGCCUGAAUAUUGCACCAAACCUAAGGAUGUUCAUCAUGCUUUCCAAAGCAUCGAAAAAAAUCUCUUUGGUUUUCCCAAAUUAUUUUCUGCCACUGUUAUUGUGAGAUAUUUAAUGUUCUGACAUCCUGUAAUUAUUACGUGUAUCUCCCAACAAGAUGUUAUCAGUAAUCGUCAAUGUCAUGGAAAUGUAAUCCUAUUCUACUCGUUAAUUUGUGCGACUAGGCAUGCAUUUCUGAUAGGUUCUGAUAAUUAUUUUUCCACUUAAGAGACUGAGUGCAAUGAGCUUGAAAUAGAUCACCCAUAUUUUGCCGAGUAUUGAUUCAGCGCAGCCUGGAUUCCUUAUUACAUAGUUUUUUAUUUUGGUUUUUGUCAUCAUUUUGAAUCUUCUGUUUAGCUAAUGUAUUUACUGUCACGACGCUGAAAUAUAUUUAGUUUUUAAAUGCAAAAUGAGCAUCUUGAGCUCAGCGAAAUAUUUGUUUCGCUACUGAAUUUGUGUUCUCAGAUACAGGGAUUGGCAGCAAUGUUGAUGGCAUUUCACUAUUAAUAUUCGUUAAAUAACGAUCAAGCGAUGGCCUCUGUAGCUUAAAAAUAUUGGGAAAAUUAUUUAAUUGCUAGAACUAUUAAAAAUACUAGCAUUUUUAAAGAAUAUUUGUAUUGCUCCGUUUAUUCCCGAUUUUCUAGCGUGUUAAUGUAGCGAUAUUCAGAGUUGUAAGGCGAUUACUAUCGUUGACGAAUUCUUCUUACUUUCUAGUGGAAAUUAAUAUUAUUUUAUGUUCAAGUUUUCUGGAGAUUGAAGUUGGGUGGUUCUCUUCAACGCAUAGAAAUAUAUUUAAUAGCAAA
Messenger RNA from Hyalella azteca, 3688 nucleotides. It is a transcript of the gene deltaCOP, whose product is annotated as coatomer subunit delta. Gene Ontology annotation, biological process: retrograde vesicle-mediated transport, Golgi to endoplasmic reticulum; Golgi localization; endoplasmic reticulum to Golgi vesicle-mediated transport. The transcript is spliced from 12 exons. Bases 133 to 1716 code for a protein of 527 amino acids. The record is from RefSeq and is a predicted model, not a curated record. Gene Ontology annotation, cellular component: cytosol; COPI vesicle coat. Lineage: Eukaryota; Metazoa; Arthropoda; Malacostraca; Amphipoda; Hyalellidae.